AUGUCACUCGUGUGGUCGAUCUCUGUGCUGCCCCCGGUUCCUGGUCUCAAGUUCUAUCAAGAGUUCUCAUCAAGGGAGAGAAGUUCGGUCGUUGUGCUUGGCAAGACCGUGAGGCCAAGUUCCGGCAAAAGAUGUUUGAAAUCUUCCCUGAGGGGCAAGACGGCCAGGAGGAGGCCCAAAAAGGUGGAAGAGUCCCAGGAAAGCAAACCUACUCCCAGAGAACAGGUCAAGAUUGUGUCGAUCGAUUUGCAGCCCAUCAGCCCUCUGCCAGGGAUUAUCACCCUCCGGGCCGACAUCACACAUCCCGCCACCGUUCCUCUCUUGCUCAAGGCAUUGGACCCCGAUUUCGAUCCUAGCACCAUGAACCAGCAAGCGUCGCACCCAGUGGACUUGGUCAUUAGCGAUGGUGCGCCCGACGUCACGGGUCUGCAUGACCUCGAUAUCUAUGUCCAGUCGCAGCUCCUCUUCGCCGCCCUCAACCUUGCCCUCUGCGUCCUUAAGCCCGGCGGCAAGUUCGUCGCCAAGAUCUUCCGCGGCCGCAACGUCGACCUCCUUUACGCCCAGCUGAAGGUCUUCUUCGAGAAGGUCUACGUCGCCAAGCCCCGCUCUUCGCGCGCCAGCAGUGUCGAGGCCUUCAUCGUCUGCAUCAACUUCCAGCCUCCCGAGGGUUUCACAGCCAACCUUGAGGAGCCUCUCGGCGUCGGUAACAAGCUCGCCGAGAUGCUCGCCGAGAAGCAAGCCAAGGAGAAGGAACAGACAACAGAAGGUACCACCCAGACACCGGCAGAUAAAGAUGGCAUCUACGACGUCGAAGUGGAGGACCUCACCAACGAGCCACUGAAGGAUAUUCGAUGGGUCGCCCCCUUCGUUGCCUGUGGCGAUUUGUCCGCUUUCGACUCGGACGCGUCAUACAAACUCCCAGAUGAUCACGUCUCGCUCGACCCUGUCCAGCCGCCCACGGCGCCCCCCUUACAAGCGUGCCAUUGA
Messenger RNA from Sordaria macrospora k-hell, 987 nucleotides. RefSeq lists its product as uncharacterized. Lineage: Eukaryota; Fungi; Ascomycota; Sordariomycetes; Sordariales; Sordariaceae. Gene Ontology annotation, biological process: tRNA methylation; cytoplasmic translation. The record is from RefSeq and is a predicted model, not a curated record. Gene Ontology annotation, cellular component: cytoplasm. Gene Ontology annotation, molecular function: tRNA methyltransferase activity.